This is a messenger RNA of Drosophila virilis, 3206 nucleotides long. RefSeq lists its product as uncharacterized. Gene Ontology annotation, biological process: G protein-coupled receptor signaling pathway. The record is from RefSeq and is a predicted model, not a curated record. NCBI's taxonomy places the organism in Eukaryota, Metazoa, Arthropoda, Insecta, Diptera, Drosophilidae. Gene Ontology annotation, molecular function: adenylate cyclase inhibiting G protein-coupled glutamate receptor activity. Gene Ontology annotation, cellular component: plasma membrane.
UGGGCCUGGCGAGCGGACGUGUGAGCGCGUUAAAGACCAAGUCGAAUAUAACGAAAGACAAAUAACGUACGAGAACGACAAACCAAUCGCGAGUGUGAGACUGUGCCAGUGUGCGUGUGUAUGUGUGUGUGCGCGAGCAUGUGCAGCAUUUGAGUUGGCACGUAACGGGCAACGCGUCUUCGAUCCAAUGGCCAAUUGUGCGCCGGCCAGUUGCAGGAUCGAGGCCAGCAGGCUGCUGCUGCUUCUGCUCAUCCUGCAGUUCAUCACGGCGACGCCAGCUGCCCGAAACCCAAAUACAAACAACAACAAUAACAACAACAUUUGGCGACGCGUUCGUCUGGUGACAAGCGUCAGCGCCAGUUCCACACAGGAGCGGGAACGCAAUGCAUAUCAGCUGCUCAAGGCCAACAGCACAACAACCAGCACCACUACCACCAGCACGACUACGACCCCUGCGCCACGGCGUGCUGCUAAACAGCUGCUGCGUCGCGAGGAUCUCAAUGUGCCGGAGGGCAACAUAUCGAGCGCAGCGCGCCUGGAAAUGUCCACUGAGUUCUUUGUGGUGCCCACGCUCAGGUCAAGCACCAGCAGCAGUAGCAACCGCAAUGGCAGCAGUAGCAGCAGCACCACCACUGCAGCCACGCCCACGCGCAGUCAGGGCGCCCGUGCACGGGCUGCCAACACGCCGCGUGCCACACAGGGCGGCAGUGCAACACCGCCCAGCAUUGUGUCCACCACCCAGCUGCCAUUUGCGGGCCUCCGCAAGGAGGUUUGGGUGGUGCCUGUCCUGGUGCUGGCCAGCCUCACCAUGCUCAUGAUGGGCGCCUUUGAGAUCUUUGUGCUGUUCAAAGCAUGGCGCACCUCACCAUCCCGCCGCCAUCUGUUUCUGGGUCAAAUGCUGCUGCUGGGCUUGUUUGCCUGUGCCGGAUUGGGCGCCGUUAUCACGGCACAGCCCACGCUGCUCAGCUGUGGCGCCAUACGCUUUGGCGUAGGCGUGGCCUACGCUUUGGUAUUUGCUGCAUUGCUCGUCAAGUGCGUGUUCCUGAUCAGCCUCAAUGGCGGCGUCUAUUUGCCAGCACCGUACCAAGGCCUAUUGCUGCUCUUCGCGCUGCUCAUCCAGGUGGCCAUCGGUGCGCAGUGGCUGCUGACACAGCCACCAGAGAUUUACACGACCAGUGUGCCGGUGAUGGGCAGCGGUUUUCUAUCCACCACAGUUGCCUCACAGACAAACUACUCGGCGCUUUUCUACCCGACGUCCUACACAACGCUGGACGGCACGCCAGAGAUUUACACGAGAAUUGCGGCAGUGAGCACCGUUCUGAUACCGUUAUGCAAGACGCAAUUCUCGGAGCUGCUCUUUUCAUUGAUCUACAUUGUGUUCCUCAUUGUGUUCAUUGCGGUGCUGGCGAUCAAAUCGCGCGGCAUACGGGACAACUAUCGGGAGGCGACAUACAUUGGGUUGGCCAUCGGUGGCGCCAUUCCCAUCUGGCUGGGCUGGAUGCUGUGCGGCUUGGCGGUUGCUGAGCGGCAUAAAGAUGCUUGCAUUGCAUUUGGAUUGGUGGCGACCUCGGCCACCGUUUUCCUGGUCAUGUUUAUGCCCAAGGGCAGGCAGCUGGCAGCCAUGGGUAAGGAGGGACUCUACGUUGAGGAUCGUGAGGAGCAGUUCAGUUCGCUGAGCCGUGCCGGUUCCGGUUAUUCGCCAUCCUUCUUUCACUUCAAGCCCAUCAAAUAUGGCGUUAUGAGCGGCUGUGGCUUGCCCAAUUCCGCAACGAAUACGGGCCAGGGACUCAGCUCGAAGCACUGCUCCAGUGCCAACAAUGGCGGAGCACAUUUGAGCGCGCACCCGUUCUGUUAUUACCCACCCGCACCACCACCACUACCACCACCGCCCGCACCGCCCACACAACUGGCCACACCGUUGACCCUCAAACAGCUGGGUAACUCGCUUACCUCCAUGACACAGGCGGCGCAGUUGGCCAAAACUCUGCGUUAUGCGCCAGGAAUGUUUAUACGACCCGAUGAAACGAAUCUUUAUACAACGCUGGAGCCGACAUUGAGCAGCAAUCCGAAUGUUUACUUCCAGCGCAGCGGCGCUGUACAUCCGGGCAUAUUGUACUGACUGGAGGAGCAGAGGAAUGCAGAGAAGCACUGGAGCUAUCGAGAACACUGGAACUGAGUAUUUUUUCUUAAUAUUAAGCUGCAGCACAAAGCGCUCCCCGCACACCCCCACACGCCCCUAAUACGGCUCCCAAGGAGCCGCAAUAAGUGAAUAAACGGAAUAAAUAGUGUAAUACAUUUGUCAUAAUUGCUAAGCUUUUAGGUUAUAAGAAAUGGAAUUCGAAUGCUAAGUUGCGAUAUUUGAUAGUUUACUAAGUUUACUUAACAACAUAUGUCAACAGGCACACACACAUACACGCACACACACACAGACUAUUAAGCUAUACAUUUUUGACAAGUUUUUAGUGUAAGCAAUCGAAUUUGAACGAUUAGAGCUCGAAAUGGAUUUACAAUUUGUGCUUCCAUAUAUACAAAUAUAAAAAAUAUAUAAAACACAAUUUUCACCAUUUACACAGGCCAUAUUUGUAUGUACUUACGUUGAUCUAAUCAUAUUGACUAAAGCUGUUCUCAAUAAGUCUGCAAUAAUGGUGAAAAGAUGGCAUAUUGUAGAUAUCGGUUGUAUCAGAAAAUAAUAAGAUUUCUUUUUUUUAUCUUAUAAACUGUGUUGCAAAUCAGAAUAAGUUUUGUCUUACUUGAAUUUAGUUUAAAUAGAUUUAAAUAUUUUUUCAUUAUAUUUGAAUUGACAGUCGAUACCUUUAAUGCGACAAUCAAAUACAAAAGAUACAUAGUUUUUAAAUAAAGUUUAGGACAUUCGAAAUAUGCUAUAUAGAGGCACAAAUAUAACAAAAUUUUAUUGCAAAGAAAGAAGGAUUUUAAUAAGCAAAAUUUGUAUGUCUGCAAAUGCUUUAUUAACGUUCCCUUGAAUAAUACUGACAGAUUUUUAACACACAAUUAUGUUUGGCAAAUAUCAAAAGAUUUAUGCCUCUAUAAGCAAUUAGGCCCGAAUAAUGGGCAACAUUUAAGAAGAAAAACAUUUGUUUAACCAAGUAAACGAUUGUUUAAGCCAACACGAAAUGUUAUGUACAUAAUGCCCACAGGCACACACGAUGAGCAAAUACUCUCAAUAAAAGCAGAUAAAAAACAAAAAA